Messenger RNA from Porites evermanni, 986 nucleotides. The record is from the annotation of a GenBank genome assembly. NCBI's taxonomy places the organism in Eukaryota, Metazoa, Cnidaria, Anthozoa, Scleractinia, Poritidae.
AUGUGGCGUAUUCGUGAGGUGGGAUCUCGGCUCUCUAAAGCUGUAAAAGUGCAGUUGAUAUCAAGGUACAGCAUCUCAUUCACUGCAGCAAGGUGCAAUGAAGUUGAACUAACAAGUAUUCGAUACCCUUACGUCAAGAGAGGACAGUAUUCACAGGUACGAGCUUACUCAUACUGCCUUGAAAUCUGGUCUUUAGUCUUCCUCUUCUCCCUUUCUAUUUGGUUAAAAUUCAUGGAUUUCUCGUGAAAGAUUAUGAUUAUUAUUGUUGUUGUUUUUGUUGUUGUAGUUAUUAUUAUUAUUAUUAUUAUUAUUAUUAUUAUUAUUAUUUAAUGAUAAUAAAAAUAAUAAUUCUAUUAUUAUCAGUAUUCAAACCUUAAUUUAGUCCAAUGAGAAAGAUUCUAGUAGGUGACCCAUAAUUGACUAUCAGCACUAUACCAGCAGUAACCGGGAUUCUGUAAACAAUGAACAAAAUUAGCAUUAUUUUUGUAGGUCACAGAUGAAGAUAUAAAAGUUUUUGAAGGUUUAUUACCUUCUAGAGUAGUAACAGAUACAGAAGAAAUAACGGCCUACAAUGUAGACUGGCUUAAAAUGGUCAGGUAUGUCUGAUAUUUAAAUGACAAGCAAAACAUCUUUUUCUGCUAUAAAAUCCACAAGAACAAUAGAAAGGAAUGUUGCUACUGCAAUGCUGAAUGCCAAAUAGGUGUAACUUGAGCUAUAGGCAACUAUAAUUUAACUAAUGGUUUUAGUCUAUUAUCCCUCUCAGAUGUAAAAAUAAUACUAUCCUAUAAAAGUGUAAAGUGCAUGAUAUUAAAAAAUAUCUUGUGAUAAACAACUUUGCUUUCCUUUGUGAUUUAGAACUACAAAAUCAAAAAGCUUAUUUAAUAACCGUAUUUUCCUUUUCCAGAGGAGCCAGUAAAGUACUCCUUAGACCACAAACUACCCAAGAAGUUGCAGAAAUUUUAGCAUAUUGUAAUUCAAGGAGGUUA